AUGUCUACUAUCCCCUCUGAAAUCAUCAAUUGGACCAUCUUAAAUGAGAUCAUAUCAAUGGAUGAUGAUGAUUCCGACUUUUCUAAAGGUUUAAUCAUUCAAUUCAUCGAUCAGGCACAAACAACGUUUGCUCAGAUGCAACGACAGUUGGAUGGUGAAAAAAAUCUCACAGAACUAGACAAUCUGGGCCAUUUCUUAAAGGGUUCUUCGGCUGCUUUAGGAUUACAAAGAAUUGCCUGGGUUUGUGAAAGAAUCCAGAAUUUGGGGAGAAAAUUGGAGCAUUUCUUCCCCAAUAAAAUCGAACUGGUCAAUACUUUAAGCGAUAAAUCGAUAACCAACGGAAUCAACAUUGAUGAAGAUGACGAGGAAAUAACAAUACAAGCCGACGAUAAAGACAACGACUCCAUAUAUCUGAUUUUGAUAGCCAAAGCUUUGAAUCAAUCUAGGCUAGAAUUCAAACUGGCGAGAAUUGAAUUGUCCAAAUACUAUAACACAAACCUGUGA
Molecule: messenger RNA, 504 nt
Organism: Saccharomyces mikatae IFO 1815
Lineage: Eukaryota; Fungi; Ascomycota; Saccharomycetes; Saccharomycetales; Saccharomycetaceae
Gene: YPD1
Product: Ypd1p
Exons: 1
Coding region: 1-504 (167 amino acids)
Biological process (GO): phosphorylation; phosphorelay signal transduction system
Cellular component (GO): cytoplasm; nucleus
Molecular function (GO): histidine phosphotransfer kinase activity; protein histidine kinase binding
Source: RefSeq, a predicted model, not a curated record